UGUUCGUCGCGCUAUGCUACUUAAAAUCUGCAUAAACUUGAGUUUAGCUGCGAGGCAGCCUGUGUCCCAGCCUCGAGUCUCUGUGCAUGCUAAUUGUCCAGGGCAGCUCACAUUUUGCCCUCGUCCCUCCCGUCACCUCAUGCGGGGAUGACUCGUCACACACCAAACCUUCGAGCUGAGGAAACGGCCCCAGGACUGGAGACAAGCGGCCGGUCGUUGGUGAACGUCGUGUCGAUGUCUUUGAAAAAAACAUUAAGACUGAAAUUUUGACGAAACUAUAGCAUUCCCCCAUCAUUAAUCAUUCAACCAUUCUACUCCUGCAGUGUUUUAAACUUCAAAGGGCGGAAAUAAGCAAGAGUAACUGUGCCGAAGAAAAUGUUUUUCUGCGGACUGACUAGAAAUAGUCAUGGGGAGGGACGCUGACGAACAUGAGCGCCUAGAGACCAUGAGGUGGGUGAGAGGAGAAGAAUGCCAAAAGUUCGCCGCAGCAGCGCAUCUGCAGCCUGAGGUGAGCGAGUCACAAACAAGACAAGCUGUCGGUGGUUUUCAAUGCCCGCCAUCCGACAGACUGGCCGACAACGUAGCAAGACGACAACCGUUGUGCGAGAAACGGACUCCAGCCAGUCCCCGCCGCAAACCGAGAAAGCAGCCAUGACAACGACGGCAAUGACACUUAAGGUGCCAGACAUCAACGACCUCUCGAUGCACUCGCAGUCUGACCUCAGCAGCAGCGUGACGUCAUUCGGGAAGGAUCGGGUCAAAGGGCGCUAUGACUUCGCGGCAAAGGUCAUCAUGCUGGGCGACUACGGUGUGGGCAAACCUCGCUGCUGAAGACGCUGGGCACGCUGGAAGCCCAGGAGCAAGUCCAGGAUGGUGUCAGGACCGCCACGCGCUGUCUGACCUAUCGGCCCAACGAGUACGUCGAGAUGGAGUGCGCACGCAGCGACAAGCGCGUGCUCAUCCGAAUCAUGGACACCGGAGGUCAGGAGCGGUUUCGAAGUAUGACAUCCUCAUACUUCCGGGGCGCACACGGUUGUCUGCUGAUGUUUGAUGUCGCCAAGGAGACUUCGUUUGACAACAUUAUAAACUGGUUCAACAACCUGGACAUGUACGCCGCUCCGGACCACAUCAGCGCCGUGCUGGUCGGCACCGUGUGUCAAGGUAAUGAACGUCACGUGACCGCCGAGCGGGCCUUCAAGCUGGCCGAGGGCCUGCAGCUGACGUACAUGGAGACGGACGUUCACGACGUGCAGAUGGUGCUGUGGAUCCUCCAGAAGCUCGUCAACAACGUCAUCAUCAGCCGGGCGCGGCGCCAGAGUCUGGCCAUUUCCAUCAUGCCGCCGCUGAAGAUGCCUGCGAAGAAGAAGCGGUUUAAAUGCUGCGGUGCGUCCUGACAAUACCCAGUCCCUCCCGUGCAUUCCCAAACCGCGGAAGUGACGUCAUGUGCACAACGGACAUCAGCUUGCAGACUUCCAAAACGAGGAAAAAAAGGUGUAGAGUUCUUUGAAGUACGACGAGAAAGAAGGGAAAAUGUAUGUUACUUGAUUCUUGCCUAAAAAAGUGAAGGUUCGUGUCUUUUCUGAACAUAAAAGUUUGACUAAUCACAGUUGUGGGAAGUUUUUUCCGACAAAAAGAGUCUAUGCAGGUAAUCCGAAAGUAACCGGAGAGAAAAUUAUGUAACAAACAAGACGUCUGUGUAUUCCAACAAGAUUGGACAGAUGGAGACAGACUGACCACAGGUCAACGGAUCAGUCGGUCAUCACUGAUCCCAAACAUCGACUGACUGGCGGUUACCGCAUCCUGCAACAUUUCAGAGGAGGUAUAUGCCUGUUUAUGAGUGGAUGUAGAUUGUUUAGUCCAUCCACUUUUUUUUCAAACAGUCAGUAGUCAUUGCACUUGUCGCGACUAAAUUAUUAUAUUUUACAGGUGUUUUCACACCUGAGUCUGUUUCCGCUUUCCAGCCACCGAACAGCUCAGAAAGAAAUCAAUCACUUUAAUUUUAUUUCAGAAGUCGCAGUUAAUCAAGCCAGUAAUUGAACGUGUCCGAGAGCUCCAAACUGUUAUUUCUUAAUUCAAAUUAUCAUAAUUAAUGAAACGAUCUUAUUUAUAUUUAAUGUUUGUCUUAUUUUAUUUAAUCUUGAUCGGAUAAAAAAAAAAACCCCAGCAGAUCUGAGUCGAAGUAUUUUUGGUGUAGACAUUUUCUUUUGUCUGUCUACAAGUUGUAAGCAUGAGGCAAUUUUGUGUUUUAUUCAGUUUAUAUGUAUAUAUAUUCGUUCACUUCAACAGUUCUGAGGUCUAUGUUUGAGGGGACUAUAAAGUUUAAGAAAUAAAAGUGCUCAAGAGUAACAACUCUCUACCCACCCUGCAGUCGGGUACCUCAUUAAUCAGGAAAUGUGAAAAUUGAGGAUCCGCACUCUUCAGUUAACCACUUUACAAUUCACUGCCCAUACAGCUAUAAGACUGUCAGAUGUUUUACUUUUUUGGGGGGUGGGGAGAGACCAGUGGCUUUUUCUGUGUGUCCUCCGGUAAUACUUCAACGACUUAUAGAUGAAAGUGUAAUGAGAUAUCUAUAUAUAACAUUAGCCAUGCUCCUUUGGAAAGAAAAUAUGCCUGAUGACCAUCUACUAAAGUUCAAAUUAAAUGAAAAUGUACAUCUGAUUAUUGCUGAACAUGCUGCUUUUAAGACUUUAUUGUUUCAGUAUAGCAUUCUGUACAAAGCACGGUAGGUCUCUACUAACUUGACUACAGUCAUUUAUCCGAAAAGCGGGAAGGACAUCCAAUAGUCAAAUCGUGUGUGUGUGUGUGAAAUAGGUACAUGGUAAUUGGUUGCUAAUAUUCAUGUAAACACGCAUGUAUGCUAUAUUCAUUAGUCCACUUCCGGCACAUUUGUUUACCCGGCGUUGAAAAACACAAAGACCUCGACAUACGACCUCUCACCCUUCAUCCACCACGUGCGGCUCAUCAUGGGGGCCAUAGCUGCCCUUUCAUCCCCGGUGCCAGCGUUUAUUAGAAGUUAAUUCCAGAAUGUAUGCAUGUAACCAGUUGUACAUUAUUUUACGCUUAUUUUUAUUGUUUUGUCUUCCUUAGCUUGCUUCAUAUUUAGUGCCGAAUUUCUUCCCUCGAUGUAGGUCAACGAUAUAAACUUUAAGUUCAGGUAAAAAGAUAAGGUAAAGAUCAUUUCCUGACCUUUUCAAGUAGUUGGGAGAUGAGGUUUUAGAGACCUAACUUUUCAGGUGUCUCUCCCUCCCCAACACUCUAUAGAUUCGGUACCCAUUCCCGCCAGCUGGGUCGAGUAGGGGAAAUGUGCUGCGCUACACGGGUAUCGAACCGGCACGGCUCUUAGUUUGUAUGCCAGCGCUGUCCGCUAUCCGCAAGCCCAAGAUGACCUAAGCUCAAGUUAUAACACUGUUAAUCUUUGUAAGCCAACUCUGUAAAUAAUAGAUGUGUGUUUUUCCUAAAGCGUUUUUUUAUUUCCUGAAGAUGAGAUCCAAUUCGAUUUAUAUCAGAUUAAAUACCAGUGGCCAUCAACGUUGUAUAUGUGGGCUGACUGUAUGUAAUGUAUGCAUGUAAUGAACUGUGAUUGUAUCUGCAGCUAUGAUUUUUAUUAAAUGUACACUAUGUGCUUU
Messenger RNA from Pomacea canaliculata, 3626 nucleotides. RefSeq names its product ras-related protein Rab-8A-like. Gene Ontology annotation, biological process: protein secretion; protein localization to plasma membrane; regulation of exocytosis. Gene Ontology annotation, cellular component: endosome; synaptic vesicle; plasma membrane. Gene Ontology annotation, molecular function: GTP binding; GTPase activity. The transcript has 4 exons. NCBI's taxonomy places the organism in Eukaryota, Metazoa, Mollusca, Gastropoda, Architaenioglossa, Ampullariidae. The record is from RefSeq and is a predicted model, not a curated record. Bases 927 to 1394 code for a protein of 155 amino acids.